Molecule: messenger RNA, 3129 nt
Organism: Cynocephalus volans (Philippine flying lemur)
Lineage: Eukaryota; Metazoa; Chordata; Mammalia; Dermoptera; Cynocephalidae
Gene: HMBOX1
Product: homeobox containing 1
Exons: 11
Coding region: 323-1657 (444 amino acids)
Biological process (GO): positive regulation of DNA-templated transcription
Cellular component (GO): nucleus
Molecular function (GO): double-stranded telomeric DNA binding
Source: RefSeq, a predicted model, not a curated record
GUUGUCAGCCAGACAAAGACAGUCAGUCUGAUGUGAUUGAGACAAGGGAGGUUUUCAGGGGGAGACUGGGAGAUAGGGGACUCCCCUCCCCCUUCUCCUCUUCCUGCGCCGGCCUCAAUCCCUCCCCAGUCCCCUCCCGGCGGGCGCCCCGCGCGGAAGACACCCCUCCCCCUCCCGCUUUCCCUCCUCCCUACCUCAGCCGUUCGCACUGGGACGUUGGGGAGGGGGCUGUGCCGGGCGGAGAGAACUCAGCCAGGAUUCGGAGAAUGGUAAAUAGUGCUCAUCAUCUCUGGAAAUCAUAUUGAUCCGCCUCAUGUAAAGUAUGCUCAGUUCCUUUCCAGUGGUUUUGCUGGAAACCAUGUCUCACUAUACCGAUGAACCCAGAUUCACCAUAGAGCAGAUAGAUCUGCUUCAGCGCCUUCGGCGUACUGGAAUGACUAAACAUGAAAUUCUUCAUGCCUUGGAAACUUUGGACCGUCUUGAUCAAGAGCAUAGUGACAAGUUUGGAAGAAGGUCCAGCUAUGGAGGAAGUUCCUAUGGGAACAGUACCAACAAUGUUCCGGCAUCUUCCUCUACAGCUACAGCUUCCACACAGACCCAGCAUUCGGGAAUGUCCCCAUCACCUAGCAACAGUUAUGAUACCUCCCCACAGCCUUGCACUACCAAUCAAAAUGGGAGGGAGAACACUGAGCGAUUGUCCACGUCCAAUGGAAAGAUGUCACCAACUCGCUACCAUGCCAACAGCAUGGGUCAGAGGUCAUAUAGUUUUGAAGCCUCAGAAGAGGACAUAGAUGUAGAUGAUAAAGUGGAGGAAUUAAUGAGGAGGGACAGCAGUGUGAUAAAAGAGGAAAUCAAAGCCUUUCUUGCCAAUCGGAGGAUUUCCCAAGCAGUUGUUGCACAGGUAACAGGUAUCAGUCAAAGCCGGAUCUCUCAUUGGCUGUUGCAGCAGGGAUCAGACCUGAGUGAACAGAAGAAGAGAGCAUUUUACCGAUGGUAUCAACUUGAGAAGACAAACCCUGGGGCUACACUAAGUAUGAGACCAGCCCCCAUUCCAAUAGAGGACCCUGAAUGGAGACAAACACCUCCCCCAGUCUCUGCCACAUCUGGCACGUUCCGACUACGACGAGGGAGUCGAUUUACCUGGAGAAAGGAGUGCCUGGCUGUCAUGGAAAGUUACUUCAAUGAGAAUCAAUAUCCAGAUGAAGCAAAGAGAGAAGAAAUUGCAAAUGCUUGCAAUGCAGUUAUACAGAAGCCAGGCAAAAAACUGUCAGAUCUGGAACGAGUUACCUCCCUGAAAGUAUAUAAUUGGUUUGCUAACAGACGGAAGGAGAUCAAGAGGAGAGCCAAUAUCGAAGCAGCAAUCCUGGAGAGUCAUGGGAUAGAUGUACAGAGUCCAGGAGGCCAUUCCAACAGCGAUGAUGUCGAUGGGAACGACUACUCUGAGCAGGAUACUUGGCAAGUACGCAAUGGGGAGGAGGAGGAGGGAAGAAGUUCAGAGGGAGGCAGAGAAGCAGAGAAGGAUGACAGCACGAGCCACAGUGACCACCAAGACCCCAUCUCAUUAGCCGUGGAAAUGGCAGCAGUCAACCAUACCAUCUUGGCAUUGGCCCGACAAGGAGCCAAUGAAAUCAAGACAGAGGCCCUGGAUGAUGACUGAUCAGGGAGGGCUAACCAUGACUAGUUAACUUAGUUUAGAUGUAGCACCUUAGUGGACUUUCCUCGGUCCUUACCAUGUGUUCUUACAGUUUAACUCACAAUUUCUCGUGUGUCGGGUAGUGUUAGGGUCUUGUUGUGUGAAGAUGGCAUGGUGCCUCAGCCUUUGCAUAUACUCUCAGUAUUAAUUCCCAGUAACUAGUAACCCGCGGCCAACCAGACUUCCCCCGCCCCCAAGGCUAGGACAUCUUGCUGCUCUGUCUUUCAUUCCAAGAAAGUGCUUCCAGGUAUCUAGAUAGCCCUCAGUUCUCAAAUGUUAGGCUACACAUAAAAUCUCGGGUACCUUUAGAUUCAUGUAACACUAGUCUACCCCCUUUCUUCCCCAAGACUGAUAGGAGCAAGCUGAGGUAGUGGCACAGGAUUGACAGACACCAUUUGGGGAGUAUCCACAGCAUAAAAGGAACACUAGAAUCCCCACCUCAGCAUGAGAAUAACCGAUUCCAGCUGCAAUAAGCCGUGCCUCGUUACAGUCACACUGUGGCUAGAUUAUACUUCUUUGGGUGCUGUGCUAAGAAUGUCAAUGGAAAAACUCCAUCUCAGAUUUUGGUUGAUGUUAACAUGCCUGACACAGAUAUCCUUUCUUCUCACAAGCUGUGUGACUUAGCAGAUAAAAUACUGCCUUUGGGACCAUGAUUAAAAAAAAAAAAGACAAAAAACAAAAGUCAUAAGAAACAACCCCAGCUUGAGAGCGUUGGAAAAGAGUAUGAGCCGAAUGUCUGAUGGAUGCCAAAUCCUGCACUUGGCACCACUGUACAUUCCGCAGCAGUUAUCAGUGCCUGCCUGCAAAAGUUCUGCAGGUCAUCGAGGAAGCUGCUUUGCCUCCUGUCGUGUUCCCUUUCCCUGCUACCAAACAAAGUCUUUCAAGGAUGGAGCUAAGGUCAAAAAUGAGUGAAAGAAUUACAGUCUUUGUAUCCAUUAACUGAAGCCCCCUCAAUCUGAGAGGCCGAUAGAGGGCUUUGUAGGGGGAUUAUGUUGACCGACUAUCAGAGAUGCAAACACUUGCCUAAAUAGGAGCAGAAAAAAGCAGGGGACAUUUACCACUUAUCUUGUGGGUGUGUGAGAUACAACAGGAUGUGACUGCUUUGGUGUUCUCUGUAUUCUGUCCUUGUAGAGGUGUGAAAAGCUAUAUUGCUACAGGCAGUUUAUUUAAUAAUUGGAAGCCAUAUUGAUAAUGGAUGUGGUAAUAUUUGUAAAGUUUAAUCUACUUUAAGCGGCAGUAACUAAUGUAAUUUUUUUCCUUGAUCACAUAUGUAGCACUUUUGUUACUUUUUAAAGAUAUUUAUAUUUGAUAAAUCUUUUUUUUUCAUUUUGAGAACUCAAAAUACCAAACAGUGAACUUGCGUUAUAAAGUCACCCUAUGAUCACCUUGUCAUCUAGUAGCAAAAUGAUGAACUAUUCAUGCAUCAAAGAAAAUUA